This is a messenger RNA of Aureobasidium pullulans EXF-150, 1471 nucleotides long. RefSeq names its product UV excision repair protein Rad23. Gene Ontology annotation, cellular component: cytosol; nucleoplasm. Bases 48 to 1187 code for a protein of 379 amino acids. Gene Ontology annotation, biological process: nucleotide-excision repair; proteasome-mediated ubiquitin-dependent protein catabolic process. NCBI's taxonomy places the organism in Eukaryota, Fungi, Ascomycota, Dothideomycetes, Dothideales, Saccotheciaceae. The record is from RefSeq and is a predicted model, not a curated record. The transcript is spliced from 5 exons. Gene Ontology annotation, molecular function: damaged DNA binding; proteasome binding; ubiquitin binding.
CACCACAAACCGAAUCACCGAAACCCACAAAGACAAGAAACAGCACGAUGAAGUUGACAUUCAAGGAUCUCAAGCAGCAGAAGUUCGUUAUCGAGGCCGAGCCUUCGGAGACGAUCGGCGAAGUCAAGUCAAAGAUCUCGUCCGAGAAGGGCUGGGAGCCGUCGACACAGAAGCUCAUCUACUCGGGUAAGAUCUUGCAAGACGACAAGACAGUUGAGUCGUACAAGAUCGAGGAGAAGGGUUUCAUCGUCUGCAUGACGUCCAAGCCCAAGGCUGCUCCUUCGAAACCCUCAGCGCCCGCAACCCCAGCUCCUGCCGCCCAGGCCGCAACCCCUGCCGCUCCUCAAGCACCGACCUCGUCUUCUACCUCCACCUCUGCUCCCGUCCCUGCUACCCCCUCUCCCGCCGCCGCAAAUGAAGGUGGCCGCUUCAACGAUCCUUCAGCGCUGACCCUUGGCGAGGAGCGCGCUUCGGCCAUCUCUAACAUGGAGGCCAUGGGUUUCCCUCGCGCCGAAAUCGACCGUGCCAUGCGCGCUGCUUUCUUCAACCCCGACCGUGCCGUCGAGUACCUUCUGAACGGCAUCCCCGAGAGUGCUCUGCGUGAGCAGGAGCAGCAACAGCAGAACCAGCAAGCCGCUCCCAGACAAAGCCAGACCCCUUCCUCAGCCCCCGCUGCUGCGCAACCUACUGGUGGUGAAGCAGAGGGUGUCAACUUGUUCGAGGCCGCCGCUCAGGCUGGUCAAGGCGGUGGUCGUGGAGCCGCCCGCGCAGCUCAACCCGCUCAGGGUGCUGAAACUGGACUUGGUGCAGGUGGUGAUCCUCUGGAGUUCCUUAGAAACAACCCCCAGUUCCAGCAACUUCGCCAGCUCGUUCAGGCUCAGCCUCAGAUGCUGGAGCCCAUCCUUCAGCAAGUUGCUGCUGGUAACCCCCAGAUCGCACAGCUCAUCGGCCAAAAUCCCGAAGCCUUCAUGUCGCUUCUCGCUGAGGAUGUUGACGACGAUGCCGCUCUGCCCGCCGGUGCCCAGGCCAUCAGCGUUACUGAAGAGGAGAGAGAAGCCAUCGAAAGACUCUGCCGUCUUGGUUUCGAAAGAGAUCUUGUCAUCCAGGCCUACUUCGCAUGUGACAAGAACGAGGAGCUCGCAGCCAACUUCCUCUUCGAUCAACCAGAGGACCCCGAGGAGCAAUAAAAUUGUCGCCUAGACAGAGUAGGAUGAUAUCCCGGCCGUUCUUGCAGUCAAGGCGGCCAUACACGAUGGUCACGACGCUUUUGCUUUUCUAAUUCACAAUGUCCAAAAGGACUCGGUACAUAGCGCGGAGAAAUUGAUUUCGCUCAUCUCAAGUGUUUCUAUUGUGUUGGACAACGUUUUGAAACUGCCUUUAAUUUCGGUUUUGAAUGGUUGUUCCCAGCUUCAAGUCAUUACUAGAAAUCUCAUUUCGAGUUCUUUUCUUCAACGAGUGAAUUUAGUGGUGU